Messenger RNA from Lipotes vexillifer (Yangtze River dolphin), 1687 nucleotides. RefSeq names its product opioid related nociceptin receptor 1 (gene OPRL1). The record is from RefSeq and is a predicted model, not a curated record. Gene Ontology annotation, molecular function: neuropeptide binding; nociceptin receptor activity. Bases 25 to 1137 code for a protein of 370 amino acids. NCBI's taxonomy places the organism in Eukaryota, Metazoa, Chordata, Mammalia, Artiodactyla, Lipotidae. The transcript has 3 exons. Gene Ontology annotation, cellular component: plasma membrane; neuron projection. Gene Ontology annotation, biological process: neuropeptide signaling pathway; sensory perception of pain.
CGGGGCUUUGCGCGCAGGGCGGGCAUGGAGCCCCUCUUCCCUGCCCCGUUCUGGGAAGUCGUCUGCGGCGGCCCCCUGCGGGGCAACCUGUCUCUCCUGAGCCCCGACCACAGCCUGCUGCCCCCGCACCUGAUGCUCAAUGCCAGCCACGGCGCCUUCCUGCCCCUUGGGCUCAAGGUCACCAUCGUGGGGCUCUACCUGGCUGUGUGCAUCGGGGGGCUGCUGGGGAACUGUCUCGUCAUGUAUGUCAUCCUCAGACACACCAAGAUGAAGACAGCCACCAACAUUUACAUCUUUAACUUGGCCCUGGCGGACACUUUGGUGCUGUUGACGCUGCCCUUCCAGGGCACAGAUGUCCUCCUGGGCUUCUGGCCAUUUGGGAACGCCCUGUGCAAGACGGUCAUCGCCAUUGACUAUUACAACAUGUUCACCAGCACCUUCACGCUGACUGCCAUGAGCGUGGACCGCUACGUGGCCAUCUGCCACCCCAUCCGUGCCCUUGACGUCCGGACAUCCAGCAAGGCCCAGGCUGUCAACGUGGCCAUCUGGGCCCUGGCCUCUGUUGUCGGCGUUCCCGUUGCCAUCAUGGGCUCGGCACAGGUUGAGGAUGAAGAGACUGAGUGUCUGGUGGAGAUCCCCAGCCCGCAGGACUACUGGGGCCCCGUGUUUGCCAUCUGCAUCUUCCUCCUCUCCUUCCUCAUGCCUGUGCUCAUCAUCUCCGUCUGCUACAGCCUGAUGAUCCGGCGGCUGCGAGGCGUCCGCCUGCUCUCAGGCUCCCGCGAGAAGGACCGGAACCUGCGGCGCAUCACGCGGCUGGUGCUGGUGGUGGUGGCUGUGUUCGUGGGCUGCUGGACGCCCGUCCAGGUCUUUGUGCUGGUCCAAGGGCUGGGCGUGCAGCCAGGCAGUGAGACCGUGGUGGCCAUCCUACGUUUCUGCACGGCCCUCGGCUAUGUCAACAGCUGCCUCAACCCCAUCCUCUACGCCUUCCUGGACGAGAACUUCAAGGCCUGCUUCCGCAAGUUCUGCUGCGCGCCCACCCUGCGCCGGGAGGUGCAGGUGUCAGACCGCGUGCGCAGCAUCGCCAAGGAUGUGGCUCGUGCUCGCAAGACCUCUGAGAUGGUGCCACGGCCGGCAUGACUAGGCGUGGACCUGCCCAUGGUGCCUGUCAGCCCGCAGAGCCCAUCCACACCCAACACGGAGCUCACCCAGGUCACCGCUCUCUAGGCUGACUGGCAGCUGUGCAUCACCAGCCUCCACGGGCCACCCUGUGGCCUUGGAGGGUCUGGUGACAUCAUGGGACGGGUCAGAGCAUUAGGGCUGCCCUCGAGGCCCUGGUCAUACUAAAGCUGCCCUCCUAGUGGAGGGCGGGGAGGGGGUGCAAGGACUCACUGGUGAGCAUGCCCGGCCAGAGCCACGCCGGCACUGCCAAGCUUCACGGACUGUUCUGGCCUCUCCCCUGCUGCAUCCCGCUCCGGGUAGGCACACAGCCGGAAGCGUGACAGCGGCUGUACGGUCCCACGUGCCCCUCGUGCUGUGUGCUGUCUGCACGGACCCUUGCAGUGUCUCCUCUGGGCAGCUGAACGGGCCUGGCGCUGCCUGGAGAGUCCAGUGGGCAUCCCUGGGCAGUGGGACUCGCCCUGAGAGUGGAGCUCCUUUAGGAGGCUUCUCAGCAAGCCUGUUCCCUCCA